Staurois parvus is the source of this 392-nucleotide messenger RNA. NCBI's taxonomy places the organism in Eukaryota, Metazoa, Chordata, Amphibia, Anura, Ranidae. The record is from the annotation of a GenBank genome assembly.
GUGCGGUGAUCGGCGGUGCGCUGUGUCCCUCGGACACAGCCGAUCACCGAUCACGGAAAGAGCCGAAGAUGUCUGCUCGGUCAUGUGUCCAAUCACAGCUGAUCACAUGGGACAUGUACACUGAUCAUCAGGGCACUGAUGAUCCGUGUGCCCUGAUGAUCAGUGUAGCCCCAGCAGUGCCACCUGUCAGUGUCCAUCAGUGCCUCUUGCCAGUGCCUACCAGUGCACAUCAAUGCCACAUAUCAGUGCCCAUCUGAGCUGCCUUUUAGUGUCACCCAUCAGUGCCAGUCAGUGCCACUUAUCAAUGCCAAGCAGUGCUGCCUCUCAAUGCUUCCUAUCAGUGCCAUAUAUCAGUGCCAUGUAUCAGUGAUGCCUGUCAAUGCCCAUCAGUG